AUGAACACCAACUUAUGGAUCCAACAGUCUAGCAGCAGACGUGCACCAGGACGCACCAUGAAUCGCUCGAAGAUGGCCUUUGCCGCCCUUUUGGUUGUCAGUUGCCUCGCGUACGCAAACGCCUGGGGCGGACUUUUCAACCGCUUCAGUUCAGACAUGCUCGCCAACUUGGGGUACGGGCGGUCCCCCUACCGCCAGUACCCCUACGGCCAGGUGGAGCCUGAUGAGAUCUAUGCCGAAGCCUUAGAGGGCAAUCGGAUCGAGAAUGCUAUCGAGGAGACAGCUCAUUGCUACAGUUCUCCGUGCACCAUCAACGGAGACUGCUGCCGUGGGCUGCUUUGUCUGGACACAGAAGAGGGAGGUCGUUGCCUCCCAGCGUUUGCCGGAAGAAAACUGGGAGAGGUAUGCAACCGCGAGAAUCAAUGCGACGCCGGACUUGUCUGCGAGGAAGUUGUACCAGGCGAGAUGCAUGUUUGCCGCCCGCCCACCGCCGGCCAUAAGCAAUAUAACGAGGACUGCACCGCCUCCAGCGAAUGCGAUAUCUCCCGUGGUCUCUGCUGCAUCAUGCAACGCCGUCACCGCCAGAAACCAAGAAAGAGCUGCGGCUACUUCAAGGAGCCUCUGGUGUGCAUCGGACCGGUCGCCACGGACCAGGUCCGCGAGUACAUUCAGCACACCGCUGGCGAAAAGCGCAUCGGCGUCUACAGACUCCAC
Molecule: messenger RNA, 714 nt
Organism: Iphiclides podalirius (scarce swallowtail)
Lineage: Eukaryota; Metazoa; Arthropoda; Insecta; Lepidoptera; Papilionidae
Source: the annotation of a GenBank genome assembly